Ziziphus jujuba (common jujube) is the source of this 2762-nucleotide messenger RNA. RefSeq names its product probable boron transporter 2. The transcript is spliced from 14 exons. The record is from RefSeq and is a predicted model, not a curated record. Gene Ontology annotation, biological process: monoatomic anion transport; monoatomic ion homeostasis; transmembrane transport. NCBI's taxonomy places the organism in Eukaryota, Viridiplantae, Streptophyta, Magnoliopsida, Rosales, Rhamnaceae. Gene Ontology annotation, molecular function: solute:inorganic anion antiporter activity. Bases 414 to 2549 code for a protein of 711 amino acids. Gene Ontology annotation, cellular component: plasma membrane.
UGUAUAUGUAGCUUAUCAGAAGCUGCUUGGAUGCUUCUUUCCAGCCAGCAGCCAGCUUGUCAUGGACUCUCUCUCUCUCCACAUAUAUAUGAACUGAAAGCACCCUCUUUUAUCUCAUUUCUCCAUUCUUGAAAGCCAGAAAGAAAGACAAAAGAUCCUGCAUUUUCUUCUCUUUCUUUGCAUUUUUCAGUGCAUCGAGUUGCAUCCACUAAAUCUACUGUUUCCCUUCUCUCAACAACACUUUCCAGGUUUAUGUAUUUAGAGCUUUCUUUACAAACCCUUCCCUGCGUCCUCGUUUUCCCAAGUACCUGCGUUUGCUUAACUUGGUAAGAGUCGGGUUGCUGUGACGGCUGUGUCUUUAUGUUCAACUUGGUGUUUUCGUCUGUGACUUGAGCAUUCAAUUGGGCGAAACCAUGGAAGAGACUUUUGUGCCAUUUCGUGGAAUAAGGAAUGAUCUUCAAGGGAGGUUGAUGUGUUACAAGCAAGACUGGAUUGGUGGAUUCAAAGCAGGCUUCAGGAUUUUGGCCCCCACCACAUUUAUAUUUUUUGCAUCCGCAAUUCCAGUCAUUUCAUUUGGAGAACAAUUGGAUAGAAAUACAGAUGGGGUUCUCACCGCAGUACAAGCAUUAGCAUCUACUGCAUUGUGUGGAAUUAUACACUCGAUCAUAGGGGGUCAGCCUUUGCUGAUUCUUGGAGUUGCAGAGCCAACUGUGAUUAUGUAUACGUUUAUGUUCAAAUUUGCUAAAGAUAGACCAGAUUUGGGAUCCAAGCUGUUUUUAGCAUGGACUGGAUGGGUAUGCGUAUGGACAGCUGCAUUGCUGUUCCUCCUCGCUAUCUUAGGAGCUUGUUCCAUAAUAAACAGGUUCACUCGUCUUGCAGGGGAGUUAUUUGGGCUUCUUAUUGCAAUGCUCUUCAUGCAGGAAGCAAUCAAAGGACUUGUUGAUGAAUUUAGUAUACCUCGAAGAGAAAACCCAAAAUCGAUUCAGUUUCAACCUUCAUGGAGAUUUGCAAAUGGGAUGUUUGCUUUGGUUCUGUCAUUUGGUCUUCUGCUAACUGCAUUAAGAAGUAGAAAAGCAAGGUCUUGGCGGUAUGGAUCUGGGUCACUAAGAGGGUUCAUCGCAGAUUAUGGUGUUCCUUUGAUGGUUUUGGUAUGGACAGCUGUUUCCUAUAUACCAGCUGGAACUGUUCCAAAAGGAAUUCCCAGGCGUCUUUUUAGUCCGAAUCCAUGGUCACCAGGCGCAUAUGAGAAUUGGACUGUCAUUAAGGACAUGCUAAAUGUGCCGAUUCUCUAUAUAAUUGGAGCUUUCAUUCCAGCAACAAUGAUUGCAGUGCUAUACUAUUUUGACCAUAGUGUAGCUUCCCAACUCGCUCAGCAGAAAGAAUUCAAUCUGAGAAAACCACCUUCAUUCCAUUAUGAUUUACUUCUUUUGGGUUUCAUGGUAAUAUUAUGUGGUCUUAUCGGUAUCCCUCCAUCCAAUGGUGUAAUUCCUCAAUCUCCUAUGCAUACUAAAACUCUGGCCACACUUAAGCAUCAGUUGCUUCGUAACCGACUGGUAUCGACAGCGAGGAAGUGUAUGAGAAAGAAUGCAAGCUUGGGGCAAGUAUAUGGAAGCAUGCAAGAAGCAUAUCAACAGAUGCAGUCCCCACUAGUUUACCAGGAACCUUCAUCUAGGGGAUUAAAGGAAUUAAAAGACUCCACUAUUCAAAUGGCUUCAACCAACAUAAAUGUCCCACUUGAUGAGACAGUGUUUGAUGUUGAGAAGGAGAUAGAUGAUUUAUUGCCCGUUGAGGUGAAAGAGCAAAGGCUGAGUAACUUGCUUCAAUCUACAAUGGUAGCAGGAUGUGUUGCUGCAAUGCCUUUCCUCAGAAAGAUUCCAACCUCUGUACUAUGGGGUUAUUUUGCUUUUAUGGCGAUCGAAAGCUUACCGGGUAACCAAUUCUGGGAAAGGAUUUUAUUGCUCUUCACAGCUCCAACAAGAAGAUACAAAGUACUUGAAGAAUACCAUGCCACUUUCAUUGAAACUGUACCUUUCAAAACAAUUGCUCUUUUCACAAUUUUUCAAACUGCUUACUUGCUUGUUUGCUUUGGGAUCACGUGGGUUCCGAUUGCUGGGGCUCUUUUCCCAUUAAUGAUCAUGCUUCUGGUUCCUGUGAGACAAUACAUCUUGCCAAAGUUUUUCAAAGGGGCACACCUUCAAGAUCUAGAUGCUGCAGAAUAUGAAGAGACCACUGCUUUAUCAUUCAGCCUGGCAACGGAAGGAGAGUUAGGCAGGACAGCCUCCUUUGCAUCUGAUGGAGAGAUCUUAGAUGGGAUGAUUACUCGAAGCCGGGGUGAGAUCAGACGAAUAUGCAGUCUCAAGUUGACUAGCUCCGCUGCAACACCAUGCAAGGAAUUUGCAAAUGUGCAAAGCCCACGUUUCUCGGAUAAGGUGUAUAGUCCCCGUGUAAGUGAACUAAAAAGCGAACUAAGUCCUCGACUUGGUGCAAAAGGUCCAUCCAGUCCAAGGACAGGAGAAGCAAGGGCAUACAAUUUAGGGAAAAGUGGAUAGAACUUAGAAACUCGGACAUGAAUAGUAACAAAUAUCACUUGCAAUCAUCAUGAACAUGAAGGAAGUCUGCAUUAGAUCUUAUCUUAAUUUCUUUUGUGGGUAAUAUUGUUGUAAAGUUUUUCAUUUGUAAAAUGCAUUCAUGACUCAAAAGAGAUGUGUAACCACAACUUCUAUCAACAUUCAACUGGAAAUGUUAUAGCAAAGAAAUUUUUA